ACAUCUGAUUCGUGUUCGGCACAAAGGGAAGUAUAUUUGUCGAAUUGAAACGAAGCAUUGAAAAGUGAAGACGCGUUUUACAAUCAAGUGCUGAAAAUUGUGUGUUAUAAUUGAUUUCCAACAUUUUUAGUUGCUUUAAAAACAGCCAAUUAUUUGAAAUAACGCAGAGUAACAUAUUGUAAACAAAAAAAUCAUAACAAAAUGUCGCUAUUCGGCUCAUUAAUGGGAGAUUUCGAUGAUGACCUUUUCAUGGGCAAUCACAUGAAUGCCAUGAACAUGCAAAUGCGUUCGAUGAAUCGUUUGAUGAAUUCAUUCAUGCCCGAUCCAUUCAAUAUGUUGGCACCAUUCGACCCAGGCUUCCAACAGAAUGCGCUCAUGGAGCGUGGCAAUCCACAUGUCGCUAAUCCAAUGGGUGGACUUUUCGGUUUCCCAGCAAUGCCAAAUAUGAAUAGACUACUUAGUGCCGAUAUUGGUUCACCAAACGGCGCCUCAUAUUGCUCUAGCUCAGUGAUUACCAUGUCGUCUGGUCCAGAUGGUCGCCCACAAAUUUAUCAGGCAACAACUAGUACAAAAACUGGUCCAGGUGGCAUACGUGAGACACGUAAAACCGUUGAGGAUUCCAGGCGUGGUAUGAAGAAAAUGGCUAUUGGUCAUCAUAUUGGGGAGCGUGCGCAUAUUAUUGAAAAAGAACAAGACUUGCGUUCCGGUCAGUUAGAGGAGCGUCAGGAGUUUAUAAAUUUGGAAGAAGAUGAUGCAGAGGAUUUCGAUCGUGAAUUUACCAACCGGGCACGUACGGGUGGUGUGCGUGGUGCACGUCCGCAAGAGAUGAUCACUAUUGAAUCGGCUGAUGAUGACGAUGAUGUACGUCCACGUCAUUACAGCAGACAUCACGGUAGUGGUGGACAGCAUCGCAGACAAUUGCCAGCCUUGCCCGCACCGCCACAACAACAGAAUAGCUCGACAUUGUCCCCUUCAUCGUCGCUUGAUUCGUUGAACUCCAACACUAAGAUCAGCAACGGCAACAACAACACCGACACUCUGUCUACGCAGCGCUCAAACGCAAACGUCACCACAAACAACAAAACCACAGCUUCAACACAAAAGGUCAAUAGUAAAGCCAACAACAGCAAUAGCUACUUGAAUACAACGCUUCGUUCUCCCACCGCUGCCGGUUGUCAUCGCGGCAUUACAGCACGUCGUCCAUUGCGUACGCCAUCAUCGUCGCCCCUAGCCACCACACCGACCAAUCAUAGUCACAGCACAGCGCCAACGACAAGUGUACAUCCCCAUCCAUAUAACGCUUCGGCCGCACGCCGCAAUUACCGCUCUAAACACAGCAAACAACACCAAAAGCCACAUCAGCCGCAAACGCUGACCAUAACCGAGGUAAUCGAUGACGACGAUGAUGAAGUGGUGCAGCCGACUGCCGGUGCGGUAAUCGUAGAAGAGGAGGAGGAUGAUGCAGGAUCCGCAACAGUAAUCAAUCCAGCAGCUGCCGCCGCAGCAGCAGCUAAUAGAACGGUUACAAAAUCUCAGAAAUCCACUCAUCAUUAAAACCAUCAUUAAAAUCCAUUAUAUACAUACAUAUAUUAAUUGCGCGUGGUAGUAUGUGUUGUUGGAACGCUGAUAAAUGUACGAACGGACGCAUUAAUUUAAGUAGUUGACCACAUAUUGAUAAUAAUGAAAUGUUCAAAGCGUUGAGGUAUUAAUGAGGCGAGGCGCAAAUGUAGUAGUGGUAUGCGCAGCAGCAAGCGCCAAUUAAUUAUUUAGUUAAAUAGUCGAAGUAAACGUUUGGUAGUUGAGUUGGGGAGCGCGUAGGCAGUUCGCGUAAAAUGCAGCUAUGAUCGUACGUAUUUUUUUAGAAUUUUAAGUAGUGUGGGCAUAUAAGUAAAACAAAACAAAAGCAAAAAAAAAAAACUAUCUUAGGAUAAAACUUAAUAAACCCUUAACAUUUCUUAGUACUGUAUACAAAUAAUUAUCUACACUUUAUGCUGCGCCUGCCCAUUAAUAACACAAAAUUUUAGUUAUUUGUGCUGCGCGUAACGAAAAACACAUAACAACAAAAAUAUUCUAAAGCAGUUGGUUUAUGAAAAGAAAACGUCAAAUUAAUUGUCUGAUUGAUUUUAUGAAUACAUGCUUAUAUGAGUCUUAUGCUGUGCUGUACCGUAGCUGCUGCACUUUUUAAUGCAUAUACAAUUUUAUUAUAACACAUAAUUACUAUAUACAAAACUUAUUUGAUUUCCACCUACACAUAUACAUAUAUAUCGAAAAGAAUAAUAAUAUAAAUUUUAAACAUUAACUAUGUAUAUGAUAUAUGAAGUAUAUUUGUGAAUUUAUUAGCAAUACAACGAGAAAAAAAUGUUUGCUUAAUGAAAUAUGAAAUAUAUCUUAGCUAUUGAUGCAAUGUGAAUUGAGAUGUUGUAUACAAAGUCUAUGACAGAAAGCUUCCAAACCACUGUAGACUGCAUAUGCUAGUUUCAAAAUGCUAGCGUCGAUGAUAUGUAGCGCUACUUAGUCGCUUUUCCAACGCUCUAGUUGGCGAGCAGUGACGGCAAUUUCAUAUGAUAAUACCCUUUAAGUAUAAUUUUAUGCUCCUCUUUUGCUAUGUACAUUCGCUUUUAAAUCGUAAUGAAUAUUUGUUGCUUGCGUAUGUGUGUAAAUCAAAAUUUAUUUUUUCAUAAAUUUAUAAAUUUAUGCGCGCAAUUGAAAAAUAUAUAUUAAAAGAAUUUCCUUAAAAGCUUACAAUUGCUCUGGCCGCAUAAUUAUGCGCCGAAAACUCAAUCAAAAAACAAAAUAAAUAAUAACGGCUAUUGUCUUGCAAUAAGAGCUAUAACGACAUAGAUGAAACGAAGCAACAGCCCAAAAAUGGUAAAAGUAAUAAUAUGUAACAAAUAAUAAUUUGAAAUAUAAAAAAAUACAACUUUA
This is a messenger RNA of Bactrocera oleae (olive fruit fly), 2925 nucleotides long. It is a transcript of the gene Mlf, whose product is annotated as myeloid leukemia factor. Lineage: Eukaryota; Metazoa; Arthropoda; Insecta; Diptera; Tephritidae. The record is from RefSeq and is a predicted model, not a curated record. Gene Ontology annotation, cellular component: cytoplasm; nucleus. Gene Ontology annotation, biological process: regulation of DNA-templated transcription.